AUCAAAUGAAAUCUGAUGUAACAGGUACGUUGAUCUUCUUAUUCUAAGUACCAGCAAUACCUAUUUGUUCAACACAAGAGCUAUCUUAAAGUAAUAAUCCAAGAUCAGGCCAUUGGACACAAGCAGAACACAAACUCUAUCUUGAUUUUCUUUAUCAGUCCUAAGAUUUGAUUGAAUCAUCUUAAAAUAACAAAGGAUAAAGAUUAUUCAAAAAAAUGAGUUAAGUAAUUGCCACAAGAAGUCCAAGUUAAUGCAGGUAUAAUUUUCGUCAACCUAUAACAACAACAGAUCACAUCACCAAAAAUUCAAUCCAUUUAAUGUUCAAAUAAUAAAAAGAAAAAAAAGUAGUAAAUUAUCUAAGCCAAUCAAAGAAAUACCACCAUAAAUCAGAAGUAAAUAAUAUUUCCGAAAAUUAUUUGCCUCUUUUAAAGAUCAUAGUUCCGAAUCUAUGUCAGAGGAGGAGCUAAAUCAAAAUAUUUAAUGAAUAAAUAUAUUAUAUUGAAUUUAGUAUACAAAACUUUCUAUCAAUAUAACUUAUGUUUUAUUCACUCAUUAAUUCUGACCAUACAAAAUUCACUAGUUUUCAUAAAUUAAAUANUAACAAAGCCUUAAUUUAUUUUUCGCUUAUUUAUAAAACACACUACUAUUGUGAAGUAAGCUUAUUAAUAAAAAUAUUGAGCUCGGUUGCAUUCUUGAGCAAAAAAGUUAAAACAUAAACAUUCCUAGAAAUUGGAAGAAUAUUUAGAAUACAAUAAAAAACAUUUUAUAUUAAAACUAAUAAAUUUUCAAAUCAUAUGAGAUAAUAAAGCUCCAUCAAAAUUGAGAAAAAAGUAAAGUUUUUAUAAUGAAUAGAUAAUUAAGGAUUUAGACAUAUAGAAUCAAAUAAAGCGUAAAUAAAUGAAUUAAAUAAUGAUUUGA
Messenger RNA from Paramecium primaurelia, 918 nucleotides. NCBI's taxonomy places the organism in Eukaryota, Ciliophora, Oligohymenophorea, Peniculida, Parameciidae. The record is from the annotation of a GenBank genome assembly.